AUGGCUGGUGGCGACACUAAGAAGGGUGCCAGCCUUUUCAAGACCCGCUGUGCGCAGUGCCACACCGUCGAGAAGGACGGCGGCAACAAGAUCGGCCCUGCCCUGCACGGCCUCUGGGGCCGCAAGACCGGCUCCGUCGAGGGCUACUCCUACACCGAUGCCAACAAGCAGAAGGGCAUCGAGUGGAACGACGACACCCUCUUCGCCUAUCUCGAGAACCCCAAGAAGUACAUUCCUGGCACCAAGAUGGCCUUUGGCGGUCUCAAGAAGGAGAAGGACAGGAAGGAUCUGAUUGCCUUCCUCAAGGAGUCCACUGCUUAA
Messenger RNA from Emericellopsis cladophorae, 321 nucleotides. Its product is annotated as Cytochrome c domain protein. Gene Ontology annotation, biological process: mitochondrial electron transport, ubiquinol to cytochrome c; mitochondrial electron transport, cytochrome c to oxygen. The record is from RefSeq and is a predicted model, not a curated record. Gene Ontology annotation, cellular component: mitochondrial intermembrane space. NCBI's taxonomy places the organism in Eukaryota, Fungi, Ascomycota, Sordariomycetes, Hypocreales, Bionectriaceae. The transcript has 3 exons. Bases 1 to 321 code for a protein of 106 amino acids. Gene Ontology annotation, molecular function: electron transfer activity; heme binding.